AUUUGAAGCUGGUCUGUCAAGUGAACGAAACGCUAUACGUCCUGCCCAAUAAACUUCUCGUUAGGCCUCUCAUUUGUACCAAGGAAAUAUAAAGAUUGUAUCGCGUGCAUAGAAAUACAAUAUUUGAAAAUGAAAGUUGGAUAUAGUCAGCUAUGAAAUGUUUAAGCGGUUGCAGUUUCGAAUAUGUAAUAUUUCCAAGGCCCCCAUUUUCUUCUACUUCUACGACGACAUUCUGAUAUUCCAAAGGUUUGGAUGUUCCACAAAGGUCUUAAUUAUAUACAGAGUGUGCGUGCAGAUCACCGAACGUCAAAAACAGUAAAAUAGAGUAUAAAGUGGAAUUUAGUGACGAUAGGAGUCUCGGGGAAUGUGAAUUAAAGCCAAUCACACGAGAAGGAGCUGGAUGUUCAGAUAUCUGCAGGAAUUAUAUAGAUAAAAAUAGCCUCACGCACACGAAGAUGUGGUUGGAUCGACACUAACUCUCAGGGCUCUGUGCCGUCUCGGCAAAUUCAACCGAUACACAUCAAGCAGUCACUAUUUUAAAGUUGAUAGCCUAUUAUACAUCGGGCUCCUGUGGAUCGUGCAUUUUUUAUAUUAAGUGGUCAAUAUUCAAACAUUUGAAAAAUGGCCGACGUAACUGAUGAUUGGAAUCUCGCAAAUGCAGAAUCUGGAGAAUAUCGAUGGAUGAACUUGUCAAUGGAAAACUCCAGUGCCAAUAGCCUGUCUUAUAUUUUAACCGAAAGGGAGGUUAUAGCUAACAGUGUAUUCUAUGCGGUAAUGAUACCAUUAGCAAUAACGGGUAACAUGUUGUCUAUUGCUGUUUCGUCCAAGAUACUUACAAAGAAAAAAAGUUCCACUGAUCUUCUGAUAGGAUUUCUAGCGUUCAGUGAUUUACUUAACGUAUUCGGGAUUCAUACGUUUUCCGUCGUUAGCUUAGUGGCCGGGCACUGGGUCGGCGGUGUGCUUGUUUGUGGCAUUCAGUACUACAUGUCCUGGUCUUGUCUGAAAUUUUCGUUCUUCAUACUCGUGAUGUUAACCGUAGAUCGAUACAUAGCUCUUGUAAAACCUCUACGUUAUCGAUCUAUGGUAACUUCAUAUCGGAUCAAACUUGGAAUUAUGAUUAUAUUUAUAUUUAGCUUCGGCAGUUCAUUGGUAACUGUAAUCGGUUAUUCGGAUACGAUCGGGAUCAUAAAAGGCUGGUAUAUCUGUAUGAAUAACUGGUCAACGUCUUCGACUUAUUACAUCGCCAUUCUUGUCAUAUAUGGAUUGACAUACGUUUUGGGACUUACGGUUUUCAACUAUUGCAAUAUUGUCGUGGCGAUCCAGCUCUGUCGUUAUUCUAAUAAAGGAAAAUCCUGUUGUAACUCAGGAGGGCAAUCUGCCAUAUUGCAGAACAACUUAAGUGUGCUGGGAAAACGUCAGAAGAAAGAGCGGAAAGCGGCACGAAUAAUACUGUUGAUCAGUCUGAUGUUUGUCAUCUUCUGGUCUCCAUAUCUCGUUACAAUCAUCUUGGCACAAAUUGGCACCUUGGUUGAACAAGACUUUAUGGUGACUGCUCUUCGUCUCUUGUUCGCCAACACUUUCAUUAAUCCGAUCGUCUAUGCUUGCUUCAAUACUACCUAUAGAAGAGGAUUCCUGUAUUUCAUUAAAUUAUUUCUCUAUUAUUUAUUCUGUAAGAGUUAUACAAAACCACUCGACGAUAAUAUUUUCUUUGAACGAAGAAGUUGGCGCCAGGAAGUGAUUCGAGUCAUGAAAUCCAAAUCAUCAAUCAACGGCAUGACGACCAAUAGGAAAUCUAUUGAUGAAACGGAACGUUCACUUGAUUUCCUCCCAGACGUCAUAACGUCAUCAUCAGCGCAAACGAACGAACCAGAAUCUGUGCAUAAUAAUAAUGAUGAAGUUCACAGUGAUCAGGUGACGAACACUUUGCCAAGUACCACCAGAAUGCAAAACAGUGACGAACUUGGUAUCGAAAAUAUGGCGUUGGAUCUUACAGAUGAUAUAUCCACUAUCAGUGUGACGUUUAAUGUUGACCAAGAUACUACACACCAGUGUUUGAACCAAGAAUCUUAUGAUACAUGCCUUUGAAUUAUCUUGCCUUCAAUUAAGUAAUAAAUAAGUUUGAAAAGACCCAAUAGGCGUGAAGCACAGAGAAUUAUUAUCAGAAGAAUAUGUCUGGAAAACACUGUGGUCGAUAACACUUCCAGACGAUAAACAGUUUAUUAAAGAAAAAUAUAUUGAUGAAAUUGAGAUUCAAACCAAAGUUCCUCCAACUAUCUUUAUAUUGGGAUUUGUGAAUGGUUUAUAUAUUUAUUUUAUGAUUUAUUUUGUGUAAAUGUCAAUGAAAGUUGUUUAUGAUGAUGAUUAAAAUGACAAUGAUGAGAAUGAGGAUGAUGACGGUGAUGUUCACGACGGUGAUACUGGUGACGAUGGUGGUGGUGGUGCUGCUUCUGCUGAUGAUGAUCUUAAUAUUGAAUUUUGUGUGAUAAUUAUAAUAGUUACCACCUAUAACAGAAAAAAAGGAUAUUUUGUGACAAUCAGAAAAGAAUAAUGAAUCGUCUUUGUUUUGAUAAUUGCAGUUGCUGUUGAACAAAAUGGAAUAAAUUGUUUAGCGAAGUUGAAUUCGGUUUCAAAUCAAAUAUCAGUAAUUGAAUUUCAAGUAAAUCGAUAGGUGAAUACGGGUCAGAAAUAAACGGUUUGGUCAGACUGAUGGUAUUACGUACAACGAUGCUAAUCAACGAUAUAAUUGGAAAGUACCGUACGUUUACUAAACUGAAGCAACCUCGGUACUUGCAGCUGUUUCAAUAGCCCUAAUAUUGUUUUUAUUCUCUAAAUUUCUAAUAAAUAUGUGACGUAUAUAAUAACAUAUGCCAACUAAAAAAUGUUACAUAACAUAAUAAUUUUUUAUUAGAUUUUGGAAGGUGGUUCGGA
Anneissia japonica is the source of this 2928-nucleotide messenger RNA. Its product is annotated as histamine H2 receptor-like. Gene Ontology annotation, cellular component: membrane. Bases 622 to 2085 code for a protein of 487 amino acids. The record is from RefSeq and is a predicted model, not a curated record. NCBI's taxonomy places the organism in Eukaryota, Metazoa, Echinodermata, Crinoidea, Comatulida, Comatulidae. Gene Ontology annotation, molecular function: G protein-coupled peptide receptor activity. The transcript has 6 exons. Gene Ontology annotation, biological process: neuropeptide signaling pathway.